AUGGAAGCAGAAGAAGUGGGCGUGGACGCUGAAGAUAAACUUUCUGGCUUUAUUUUCAUGUGCAAUAAAAUGACGAAACCAGAGUGCUAUCGAUAUCGGGUUUUUGCGCUUCCUGCAGGGAGAAAGCAUGUUGUGGAGAGGAUCAAUCCUGGCAUGCAUCUUUUUCUGUUUGACACUGAUGUGAAGCUUCUCUAUGGUACAUACUUAGCAACCUCGACCGGGAUGCUAAAUAUAGAACCGUUUGCUUUUCAGGGAAGGUUCCCUGCUCAGGUGAGUUUCAAAAUUUACCAAGACUGUUGGCCCUUGCCAGAGAAUCAAUUUAAACAUGCUAUAAAAGAGAAUUACCAGAAUCACUCUCAUAAGUUUAAUCCUGAACUCAAUACUAGACAAGUAAGUAGUCUAUUAAAAAUGUUUCGCCCAUUGGAUGUACCGACAACUGUACCCAGACAUCCUGGUUUGAACGAAAUACACUCUGCCUCAAUGUUGCAACUUCCACCAAGGAAUGGUGUGUUUCAUCAGACACCACUUUCCGGGGAUUCAUAUUUGUCUAAAAUGUCGCCUACUCACGCACCUAAGCUGAUGAGCUAUAGACAUCUAAAUGGACUUGAGGAGCCUACUGGCUGGGCCAAUUAUGUUGCCGGUCAGUCUGUUCCAUCCCAAGCUUCAAGGAAUCAGAUUCUUGCAGUAGCAUAUACUAAUACUCCAGAGGGAGCUUAUGCAACUAGGGCGGUCAGCAGGUAUACUCCAUCACUGCCAUAUCCUCAAUAUGCACACGAGGAUUUCCUUAACGUGCUACCAGAGUUUCAUUCAUUCCUGAGAAACGACAGUGGCCAUGCCCAGUCAAUGCAAAAUUUUCAGCGUGCAGAGCUUAAUGUUUUACAUUCACAACCUGAAUUUUAUUCUUCCAUGAUGACUAUGGAUAGAAGUCAUGCUCAAUAUCUGCAACAUUCCCAACAUCAACAUCUUAAUGUCGCCGAUACACGGGCUCAAUUUCAUUCUUCCACAGUGACUGUGGGUAGUAGAAAUAGUUAUGAUCAAUCUCUACAAUAUUCUCAACAAGCACAUCUUAAUCAUAAUGUCUUACUUCCGCCACCUGAUUUUCAUUCUUCUAUGACGACGGACAGCAGUUGUACUCAAUCACUGCAAGAUCCUCCACGACCUGGUGUUGACCUCUCAGUGGUGAAUGUGGGCAGCAGUCAUGCCCAAAUGCCGUGGGAUCCUCACAGUACUCAUCAGAAUAUCCAAAACCUGCAACCUGGCUAUUAUUCCUCUGCAACAAAUGUGAGCAGCAGUUAUGGUCAAUCAUUUCUUGGUACUCAACACACAUAUCAGGAAGCUCAAAAUCUACAACCUGAUCACGGUUCCUCGGUGAAUAUGAACCAUACCAAUGUCGUGAUGCAACCACAUGGUAGUACAUCUCCAUAUGUUCCUCAACAUGUUAUAUCCACCACAUAUUCUGUUCAAGGGACUGGACCCCAUUCAAGUGGUGAUAACCAGUGGUCAACAUAUUGA
Molecule: messenger RNA, 1512 nt
Organism: Lathyrus sativus (Indian pea)
Lineage: Eukaryota; Viridiplantae; Streptophyta; Magnoliopsida; Fabales; Fabaceae
Source: the annotation of a GenBank genome assembly